Miscanthus lutarioriparius is the source of this 801-nucleotide messenger RNA. Lineage: Eukaryota; Viridiplantae; Streptophyta; Magnoliopsida; Poales; Poaceae. The record is from the annotation of a GenBank genome assembly.
AUGGCGCCCCACCAGCGGGUGCUGCUCCUGUUCCCACUCGUCUUCUUCCUCCUCCUCCUCGCCCCGCACCGCGCCGACGCGUGGGGCAAGGAGGGCCACAUCAUGGUCUGCAAGAUCGCCGAGAAGUACCUGUCGGAGAAGGCGGCGGCGGCGGUGCAGGCGCUGCUGCCGGAGUCGGCGGGCGGGGAGCUGUCGACGAUGUGCCCGUGGGCGGACACGGUGCGCUGGCACUACCACUGGGCCAGCCCGCUCCACUACGCCAGCACACCCCAAGUCUGCAACUUCAAGUAUUCUCAUAACCUGACGGAGAGCCUGAUGUUCCUGGCACAUUUCGUCGGCGACGUCCACCAGCCACUGCAUGUAAGCUUUGAAGAUGACGAAGGCGGGAACACGAUCACCGUCCACUGGUACCGGAGGAAAGCAAACCUCCAUCACGUGUGGGAUGUCAGCAUUAUAGAUACGGCAAUCAAGGACUUCUACAACAAGAGCAUGGAUACCAUGAUAGAGACUCUCAAGAUGAACCUUACAGGUGGAUGGUCUGACGAUAUUACUCACUGGGAAAAUUGUGAGAACAAACACGCCACCUGUGCAAAUGACUAUGCAAUUGAGAGCAUUCAUUAUUCCUGCAACUAUGCCUACAAAGAUGUGGAGCAAGGUAUUACUCUAGGAGAUGAUUAUUUUUUCACUAGAUACCCGAUUGUGGAGAAGAGAUUAGCACAGGCUGGAAUCAGAUUGGCGUUGAUACUUAAUCGGAUAUUUGAUGGGGAUAAAGCAGAUGAUAUACUCCUUCGAGUACAGUAA